AUGUUACUACAGAGGUAGGAAAAAUGGCGGCAGUAAGUCACGGUCUUGGCGGAACGGCGAGCUUGUCAAAUCUUCGCAGCCUCGAAAAGAGCUUUGAGGACGCCCAGGUUACAGGAAAGUUAAACUUGAGUUGCAGGAAACUAAAGGAGUACCCAAAGAGCGCCAUCUCGUACGAUUUGAGCGACGUUACAUGUGCAGACCUGUCCAAAAACCGGUUCCAGGAGUGGCCGUUAGAAGUUUGUGACUACACCUCCCUGGAGAAUGUAGACCUUUAUAACAAUAACAUCAAAGCAGUGCCUGACAUGGCGGUCAACUUACAAUGUUUGACAUGGCUAAACCUCAGUCGGAACCAGUUGACAACCCUGCCCAUCCCCCUAUGUUACCUCCCACUACAAGUCUUAGUCGUCAGCAACAACAAACUGGUCUCUCUGCCUGAAGACAUCGGCAAGUUGAAAAAGCUCAUGAACUUGGAUGUGAGCUGUAAUGAGAUCAGCACACUACCCUUACAGAUUGGAGAGAUGGAAAAUUUACGAGAACUCAACAUCAGGAGAAACCACUUACAGACCUUACCAGAAGAGCUGUGUCAGUUGAGAAUAACCCGGCUGGACAUCUCCUGUAACAAGGUGACGUCCCUGCCUGCCUGCUACAGACAUCUACAGACUCUGUGUGAGUUUAUACUGGACAACAACCCACUCAUGUCACCACCUGCACAGGUCUGUACCAGAGGACGUGUGCACAUCCUGAAGUGGCUGUGUCAGGAGGCACACAGAGAGGACAGGAAACGGGACGUCAUGGAACAGAUCCUGGACAGCAAGCCCUGCAACGAGAGUUUGAAUGGUGAGGGGAGCCCCCAUGUACGGAUGGGCCUACCCAGUGCAGUGUCCCAGGGUAGUGUGGUCAUGGACUCAGGGUACAACACAGCUUCUGACACCAGUAACAAGAGAUGGUCUACACCAGAGAGUGAAGUACUAGAAGACGAAGACAAGCUGCUAGAACAGGUCGCACACCGUACCAAAGAACAGCGCCACCAACGCGCAGAGGCGUACUACGGCAAGAAGAUCCAGGAAGAACGGGAAAGAUAUCUGGCCGAAACGGGAGGACUAGGUUCGAAAUUGGAGGAAUACAGGGACCAAACGCUAGAGAGAAGGGAAGGGAGUUAUUCCACAGCAAUAAGAGACUUUGAAUCGAGAAACUUGCCAGUGCCAAAUGGCCAGGGAGAAGAGAUACACACAGUGGCGGCAAAAACAAAGGCUCCAGAUGUGGUUUUGGAAGGAGGAGGAGAAGAAGAAGAUGAAGAGAGAGAGAAAGAGGAGAGGAGGAGAGCAGCACAGGUGGUCCACAGAGAACAGGAGAAGGUGCUGAGGACCAAGAGAGCUCAGAACAGAAGGUGGAGCGAAACUGCUACUACUAGUUCUGGUCAGACCAGGGAAAGGUCGGCUCCUCUCUCUUCUGCUUCAUUUAACGAAUCCUAUAGAAGACCCCGACCAGAUACCAAUUGGAGGUUGUCAUCUUCCAGCUUUAGACAUGACCGCGAUAGAAACUCCUUAAACCUUGACCUCCGCGCUGAAGGGAAUACCGGUAGAUGGGACAGCAAUGGACCCAACAGUGACCAGCCCAGCCCCAUGAGAAGCCCCUACAGUAGUCCAGGGCUCAGUCCGGGGACAAGUCCUCACGUCAGUCCUGCUGCUAGAAACCAGGAUCCUUCUGAUGAAUUCCGUUUGCGACAAGAGGCGCUGGCGGCCAGAACAAGACACGAGGCCCAGCUGGCCAGGCGGCGCUACGAGGAGGAAAGACAGAGAACCAAACAGUUACAGAAAGACGCAGUCUUAAACUUCGUCAAGCGAACAUCAGGCUCUAAUAUUGGCAGAGACGAUGACAGUCUUUCUGAUGAGGAUCCAGAAAGGACUCCGACCAACUCAUAUAACAGUUUCACCAUGCCUUCGUUGAAACCCAGAUCAGCGUUCAACCUAACUUCCCCAAAGAACAUAGACGACAUGGAUCCAAAUUUCACCAUCAGAAGAAAGUUGGACAUCAUGAGGGAAGAAAUGCAGGCAGUCGAGGAACUCAGAAGGAAUAUCGAGAGCAGGUUAAAAGUUUCGCUGCCAGACAACCUGGGCACUGCCCUGAUGGACGGAGUGGUGCUGUGUCAUCUGGCCAAUCACGUUCGACCGCGUUCCAUAUCAAGCAUCCACGUGCCUUCUCCCGCUGUGCCCAAGUUGUCCCUUGCCAAGUGCAGAAGGAAUGUUGAGAACUUCUUAGAAGCGUGUAGGAGGAUAGGCGUCCCUAAUGACAUGCUUUGUCAUGAUGAGGACAUACUGGCACAGCGCAACCUUUCCUAUGUGGGAAUAACGGUGCGGGCUCUGGUAGAUUUCCUUCCGUCGUCGUCAGCACCUGCUCUUGACACCCCUCACUGGUCGCAAAGACUCCCGCUGUUUCCUGUCCGUUCCUCUUGCGAACUGAUUGGGUUCCUCCUCUUCUACUUCUCAUUUAUGUUUCUCUUUAUGUUUGUGUACGUCAGGAUCAGCUAUGCCUCCCACACGACAUCUUAGAGGAAAAGGGCCUGGCACGGGUGGGGGUUACAGUGCAUUCACUGCUUAACUGUGCCGGACAAAAGACUAAACAGACGUCUGCUGUGUGACACCCACCUGUAGUGUAGACACCUGGAGCCAGUCUCAAAACUUCAGCCACAUUUGUCAACAGAAUCAGUUCUGAGAGCCAAGAAGUCUCAAGUGUAAGAAAAAUAUAAUUUUGAAAGUAACAAAAGGAAGCAAUAUAAGUCAAGAGUUGCGGCCUGUUCUGACAAAUUUGUCUGAAGUUCUUAGAUGCUCCCUUAGCGAUAGAGACAGGGACUGAAGUUCAAUGUUGUAUCAGCCACAAAGAGGAACACUGAUGUGAACAGAGUGCUUAACAUUCCAAACCCAGAUUGCCACAGUAGGCUUUAUGCACAGUUUCAAAGCACCAGCACUGCACAGCAUAUUGAAGCACCCAGACACUGCACUUAGAAUUUGACUGCAUGUACAUGUAGAUAGGCAGACCCUUUUGAAUCUGUUGUCAGUAUCAUUUGUUUUUCACCUGAAAGUGCUAAAAUACCUUGGAUGGGUAUAUCAGUAUAUAUAUCACAACACACCACCAGGGCCUGACAGUACCUUUACACAGUAUUCUAUGCCUUACCUUCCUCUGUGGCAUGUAUUGUUUAGUCCUUAUCUUAUAAAGGCUAAUCCUAUGUCUUAGCAUUCUCUCAGGAUGAGUAAGAAGCAAAGAAGGCUCAAUAUGGUUGAAUUAAUUUUACCAUACAAAGUUGUGUAUAAUUUGACAAUACAUGUAUUUCUAACAUGGUGGUGGGUUUAUUUUGUUUAUCGUUAAACCAUUGGUGUUGGAUAUAUAUAGUGUAUCUAUCAACGAAAAUCCUGGUACAUUUUGUAUCUAAUGAGAGCAGUAAAAAUGCCAUGAUGGCAUUAUUUUCAGCUCUAACCUUUCUUGCUGCUUGGAGUCUAAAGCCCAAUAUCCCCUUACCUUUCUGGGGUUAUAUUGACAGAUGCAUUAUUCCAAAGAGAACCAUCAGUGUUCCUCUCUGUGGCUUUUCCCCCUCCCUUCAGGAGCUCAACUUACAAACAUUAUUGUUGCUGAGAAGUGUAGAUAUCUUUUGUAUAUUUGUUCACAUAGACAAGAAGUGCCUACUGGGUGUGAAGAUAAAACAAAUGGAGACAUUUUAAUUAGAUUCCCCACAUCAUAUGUUGCAGAAAUAUAGUUGGUCUUUUGUUGUUGUUGUUUUUCUUUUGUUUAUUUUGUGCCAGGUUCUACAUAUCUGUUGGGGACCAUUUCAUCCAAAUUUUUGUAGUUUAAAAGCGAAAUUUUAUUUGUACCAGGGAAUUACAAGUAGAACACAUUUGUUGCAUUGGCAGAAUUGCUAGCUUCUCAUGAAAUGACCUCUGCAUCGAUUACUGUAAGGUUUUUAAGGUACGAUUGGAAUGGUCCCCAACUAAGUUGAUUAGUAUUGGUAUUGGUUGAAUUUCUGUAUAUAUUUGUACUAUAACUGCAUUGUACACUUCUUGCAAUUCUUCAUAAUGCUCCUUGUUAUACAUGUAGCUUCAUGCACUUGUCAGUGUAAACCCAAGGAACAAUAUAGAUGGAGACAAAUAUGAGGGGAUGAAAGAAUGUUUUAUAAUUCCUAAGUACACAAAGACAUUCUUGCAAAAAUAAUUCCUUUUACCACCCAUGAAAUGAUUGUGUUUGAUGUCACUGAUAUAUAGAAUUCAGACUAUGGUGGUUUAUAUCCUCCACCCCAUUGCAUCCUUCUCCCCCUUCGAGGUUUACUAUGACAAGUGCAUUAUUUUGGAAACCUCCAUGUAUAUGAUCCUACUUCAGCCUGUACCAUUUGUGUGGUGGUUGUGUACUUAAUGACUUCUGUAGGGGUAGAGACAUACAGUAUUGCGUAUCUGAAUGUGUAACAGUUGGAACAAAACCCAAGCUGGACAUUCCUAGGUGAAAAACGUCACUACAGAAUUAUGUGUCACUACAAAAUGUAGCACGAGCCAUGAAAUUUUACUCUUAUUUUACACAAACAGAAUUGAGUCAGUUGCACAGUACAUCACUCUAAAAGUCUAAAGCAUUUUGAAAUUUCCUCUGAUUAUUUAUGUAAAUGAACUGAAUCUCCUUCACUCUGGCCAAUCACCUCGCAGUCAGACUUGUGUUUGCAUUUUAUGCCAGCCAAUAGGCUCACUGCCAAAACAGGGUUGGAUGUGUAAAAGAAAAGAAGUCCUUUGUCAUUGUUACUAUGCAUUUUAUUUCAAAAUCGUUUCAUAUCAGUUUAUGUUAAGUGUAACAUAUUCUUCUUUGCUGGCGUUCUUCAACAUUAUAUAACAUAGUCCAUAUACAAAAAGGCAAGAUACAUAUAUAUUUAUGACUCCCUGUUUCCUUUGAGAUGAGAAGUUUCAUACUUCAUAUUUCUUCAUCUUGGCUAUCCUGCAACUGUAUUGGAAUAUUGGAGCACAAAGGAUAGUCUGAAUAUCAUGCUAACUGUUAGAAAAAAGGUUUUUGAAUUUAUUAAAUAUGUACUGAAAGUUACAAAUGUA
Molecule: messenger RNA, 5072 nt
Organism: Branchiostoma belcheri (Belcher's lancelet)
Lineage: Eukaryota; Metazoa; Chordata; Leptocardii; Amphioxiformes; Branchiostomatidae
Product: leucine-rich repeat and calponin homology domain-containing protein 1-like
Exons: 19
Coding region: 24-2549 (841 amino acids)
Molecular function (GO): protein binding
Source: RefSeq, a predicted model, not a curated record